Molecule: messenger RNA, 5981 nt
Organism: Malaclemys terrapin pileata
Lineage: Eukaryota; Metazoa; Chordata; Testudines; Emydidae
Gene: LARGE1
Product: LARGE xylosyl- and glucuronyltransferase 1
Exons: 15
Coding region: 413-2683 (756 amino acids)
Biological process (GO): protein O-linked glycosylation via mannose
Molecular function (GO): glucuronosyltransferase activity; xylosyltransferase activity
Source: RefSeq, a predicted model, not a curated record
AGGAGAGGAGGGAGCCGUGGGCUCCGCUUCUCGGAGGGAGAGGGGGGCCCCCCUCCUGGCUGCUCCCGCGACCCAUGAAGAGCCGGGAAACCGGCGCCUCCCUUGCCUGGAGAGACCCCCCCGGAGCGCCGGGCUGCAGGGACUGAACGGGACCCGCCUCCCCGCAGCAGAGGAGGAAAAGCUUCAUUGUGCUGGGGGCAGGAGCGGGGGCUGUGUCCGCGUCCUGCCUGCCCCUGUGUCCGCACCGGUCCCGAGGGGCAAGGAGAGAGCCCGCGAGCCCGGCAUCCACCUUCUGCACAGCCCCCUGCUUCUCCGCAGCCGCGCCGAGAAGAGAGUAAUAUGUGGGAAGCUGUGGACUACGCGCUUCCGACAUAGGAACAGCACUGGGUUGGGAAUCUCUACUUCUGAGAGAAUGCUGGGAAUCUGCAGAGGGAGACGGAAAUUCCUGGCUGCCUCUCUGACUCUCCUUUUUGUUCCAGCCUUUACCUGGAUUUACCUGUUUUCUGGGAGUUUUGAAGAUGGGAAGGCAGUGUCGCUGUCGCCAAUCGAAUCUCAGCCCCAUAGCCCUCAUUACACAGCUUCGAACCAGCGGGAGCGGGAGAGCUUGGAAAUACGCAUGCGGGAGGUGGAGGAGGAGAACCGGGCGCUCCGCAAGCAGCUCAGCCUGGCGCAGAGCCGGAGCCCAACGCACCAUCGUGGCAAUCAUUCAAAAACCUACUCCAUGGAGGAGGGGACUGGGGACAGUGAGAGCCUGCGGGCUGGCAUCGUGGCAGGGAACAGCUCAGAGUGUGGGCAGCAGCCAGCAGUGGAGAAGUGUGAGACGAUCCAUGUCGCCAUUGUUUGUGCUGGAUACAACGCCAGUCGGGAUGUUGUCACGCUUGUCAAAUCGGUCUUAUUUCACAGGCGAAACCCUCUUCACUUCCACCUCAUUGCAGAUGCUAUUGCCAAACAGAUCCUGGCGACUCUCUUCCAGACCUGGAUGGUCCCUGCUGUGCGCAUAGACUUCUAUGAUGCAGAUGAGCUCAAGUCGGAAGUAUCCUGGAUCCCCAACAAACACUACUCUGGGAUUUAUGGGUUGAUGAAGCUGGUUCUGACAAAGACUCUCCCUUCCAAUCUCGAGCGAGUCAUUGUCCUCGACACAGACAUAACCUUUGCCACUGACAUUGCUGAGCUAUGGGCCGUCUUUCACAAGUUCAAAGGCCAGCAGGUUCUCGGCUUGGUGGAGAACCAAAGUGACUGGUAUCUGGGCAACCUUUGGAAGAAUCACCGUCCCUGGCCAGCUCUUGGGAGGGGUUACAACACAGGGGUUAUCCUGCUACUUCUGGAUAAGUUGCGAAAGAUGAAAUGGGAGCAGAUGUGGAGACUCACAGCUGAAAGAGAGUUAAUGAGCAUGCUGUCAACCUCAUUGGCUGACCAGGAUAUCUUCAAUGCUGUCAUCAAACAGAACCCGUUCCUUGUCUACCAGCUUCCAUGUUUCUGGAAUGUGCAGCUGUCUGACCACACACGUUCUGAACAGUGCUACAGGGAUGUGUCUGACCUAAAGGUGAUUCACUGGAACUCACCAAAGAAGCUGCGAGUGAAAAACAAGCAUGUGGAGUUUUUCCGCAACCUCUACCUGACAUUUCUAGAGUACGAUGGGAACCUGCUGAGGCGGGAGCUCUUUGGCUGCCCCAGCGAGGCAGACGUCAACAGUGAAAAUCUUCAGAAGCAGCUGUCCGAGCUGGAUGAGGAUGACCUGUGCUACGAAUUUCGUCGGGAGCGCUUCACCGUCCAUCGCACUCAUUUAUAUUUUCUACAUUAUGAGUACGAGCCUGCCUCAGACAACACUGAUGUAACUCUGGUGGCUCAGCUGUCAAUGGACAGGCUCCAGAUGCUUGAAGCUAUCUGCAAACAUUGGGAGGGUCCAAUCAGCCUGGCACUCUAUCUUUCUGAUGCAGAGGCCCAACAAUUCCUGCGCUACGCCCAGGGCUCGGAAGUCCUCAUGAGCCGACGCAAUGUUGGGUACCAUAUAGUGUACAAGGAGGGGCAGUUCUAUCCUGUGAAUCUCCUGCGGAAUGUGGCCAUGAAGCACAUCAGCACACCAUACAUGUUCUUGUCUGACAUUGACUUCUUGCCCAUGUAUGGACUCUACGAGUACCUCAGGAAGUCUGUCAUCCAGCUAGACUUGGCCAAUACCAAGAAAGCUCUGAUCGUACCUGCUUUUGAGACCCUUCGGUACCGCCUCUCCUUCCCCAAGUCAAAAGCAGAGCUGUUAUCUAUGUUGGACAUGGGAACCCUCUUCACAUUCAGGUAUCACGUCUGGACGAAAGGGCAUGCACCAACGAACUUUGCCAAGUGGCGGACUGCUACCACACCUUAUCAAGUUGAGUGGGAAGCAGACUUUGAGCCAUAUGUUGUUGUGAGACGGGACUGCCCAGAGUACGACAGAAGGUUUGUAGGAUUCGGCUGGAACAAAGUAGCUCACAUAAUGGAACUGGAUGCACAGGAGUAUGAAUUCAUAGUGCUGCCCAAUGCCUAUAUGAUCCAUAUGCCGCAUGCUCCCAGCUUCGACAUCACCAAGUUCCGCUCCAACAAGCAAUACCGCAUCUGUCUGAAGACCCUGAAGGAGGAGUUCCAGCAGGAUAUGUCACGCCGCUAUGGCUUUGCAGCCCUCAAAUAUCUCACGGCAGAGAACAACAGCUAGCACUACGGAGCCUGUUUACGGGAAACAGACACUCAAGGGAGUAGCCACUUAAUGUUUGGGGCCCAGUCUUUUAACUUGGAACUGAGACACUUUUUUGUUUUUAUAUCAUACCCAACAGUUCUAACAGUAGAGAUUUGAAGCGACAUGACUUCAGACUGUGCUCAGCCACUUCCCUUCCACCCCCGCCUGCCAGGCUUUCAGCUUUAGCAUUCGCAAGGUGUGAAUAAGAGGGGCCAGCCAUGCGCCCAUCAUAUCACAAACGGUGUGGAGCGGGGGUGGGACGGGAAUAUGUUUUCUGUUCUCAAAACAGUUGAGCAAAGACAGAUCUCCAGAAAAUAGGAUUUAAUGUUGCUAUUUAAUAAUUCCACAUGCCUUUUAUCUGUAAAGGAAGAUCUUCGGGUCACUGUCCUGUGAAUUUUAAACCCACACUGCUCUAAAAGGGGAACUUUCACCUGUGAACUUUCACAUUGCCCCUCUUGAUAGGGAUGGCUAUUCUAAUGAAGGGCAAGGCAAAGAUUUGAAAUAGCCUUGAAAAUGAAGGGGAAGCAUAUACCAUAUCCCACUAUAGAGAAGGUGUGCUAAAGGCCGAGGCAUAUCCAUGGGAUCAAUUGGUCAUUGAUUCUCAAGUUAAUUCUGUUUGAUCUAGAAACCUCCCCUGCCCCUGCCAUACAAUCCAUUCCUUCCCUUUUAAAAGGAAAUUUUGGCCUUCAUUCUGCUUGUCAAUCCCCAGUUCUAGCAGUCCAAUAAAAAAGAUUGGUGCCUCUACCAGAAUGUGAAGGAACCUGUCAGUGUAAGGCCUGUUUUCACCUGAGCAAUUCAUUCACAUGUAUCUAGUGAAAUAAAUGGCCAUGUUGUAGCUUGGUUACCAUUUUAAAGGCAAGCAUUGGAUUUUUCCCUGGGAUGUAUUUUCUGCUGGGGGAUAUUGACCCGUAGGCUCUUUCAGUGCACGCCCACUUGUGAAGGCAUUGGGCCUUGGGCUUUAAGUGGACUUCAUCGCUGAACAGGGAAAUAUAAGCAUGGCAACUAGAGCCCAGGAGCCUCAGUGCUAUCAAGCUGCCUGCUACAAGCUCUCAGAACGACUUCGUUAAAGGAGUUUAUAAUAAAAGGAGCAAAACUCUGAGGCAUAAACUCCCCAUUUGAGGGGGAGAAGAGAAUGUGUUGGGAAUCUGAGUGUGAGUGUUUGCUUGAAUGUGGGGUGGUCCAGUUCACAACCUCAGUAUGCGUAGCGAUAUUUUGAAGGGUGGACAAGAAACCUAACAAGCAAAACACAUACAACAACCAAGACACUGGACUUUUUACCAUUUCCUUUAUUCUUCAGUAUUAAUGUUGUGUUUACAUGGGAUGAGGAGAUGAGGUUUAAUGCACUGCCCUUAGCUGGGCUAUUUGUAUUUGCUUCAAAUGUUACUAGAGAAAGCAGAAUCGACUAAAGUGAGAAGUGUGUUCCUCUUCCUAUUCCAGACCAUGUAGAACAGUACUUACAGACACCGCUGCCUAGACUCUAUAAUGGAUCCACACUUCAUUGUGCUCAUUAUUUUAUUCUACUUUCCAGUCCAUUGGAUCUUCCUCCCCACCUCACCAUGCUAGAUCUUGGUUUUCUUUCUAACCUACUACUUUUUGAGGGGUUUAUUUACAGCAACUUCAACACAACUAAGCCAGGUGUUUACAGGACAAAUGUUGGUUAGUCAUACAAGCAAUUAAGAAAAGAACAACAAAAGAAAAAAAGCAACUUCUUGGAGACAAGAAAUAAGACCAGGAAGGAGUCUGGAUGUAGUUGUUACAUUUUCCCCUGUGGGUGUGGGCUGUGUAAGAAUCUAUCGCUUCCUACUUUUCCAAAUAGCUUUUCUCCUUUACUUAAUGGCUCACCUAAAAACCUGUGAGGAGCUAAGCCCUCCCUCCCUCAUUGUUAAUCUGCCAUCCUUUCUCACACUGAGUAGUGCAAUACUCCACAAAUAGUCCCAGUGAUUCUUCACCAGGAGUAAGGGUGGCAAAAUCUGUUCCUAAGGGUAUGUCUACACUUAAAAUGCAGCACUACCUAUGCCGACGGGAGGUCUUCUUCCAUCAGCCUAGGUAAUCCACCUCCCUGAGAGGCGGUAGCUAGGUCAAUGGAAGAAUUCUUCUGUUGACCUAGGGCUGUGUAUACGGGGACUUAGGUCAGCUUAACAGUGCCGCUCAGGGGAGUGACUAUUUCACACAUCUGACCAACGUAGUUAAACUAACCUAAUUUUCUAGUGUAGACGAGGCCUAAGUAGUCCAGUGGUGUGAAGUGCUGAUUUACCUUCUUGAAAUUCCUAGUCAGUCCCUCUGUAUAACUAAAGCUGUUUUAUAGCACUAGUUAAGUGCUGGAUGUUAAUUUCUUCUAUGUUUCACAAUGAUGCCUGGGUACAGGGGGGAACACCAUUCUCCUGCAGUGCUAGUUAUAGGUUAGAUUGCACCACAAGGACACAACCCAUAGUAAGGGGAGGUGCAUUGUUGCGCCAUGCCAUUAGCGUCAUUAGCUACAAUUCUGUCCCUGCUCCCUCUUUUUCGGGGGCGGGGAGUAGUAAUUUCUGGCUGGCCCAUACUGGCGGCAAAUUUUGACGCCCCUGGCUUAGGCUUAAAUAUGUUGGCUGGUGUAAAGAUGAGCAACUCAAACUCCUCUAAUAGAUUAGAGAGUCACAGGUUUUCUUUAUAGAAGCUGUGCUGGUUUAUUUGUAUCAUCAUAAUCAUCAAGGUGUGUUCUAAUUCUGUUUUGUAUUAUAAUCUCAAUCAAGUUCCCUGGUACUGAAGUAAGGCUGUCUGCUGUUUAAUUCCCAGGAUUAUCCCCUGGCAUCAUUAAAAAAAAUGUACAUGUGCUGCCCUCCAGUCCUCUGCUACAGUAGCUGAUUCUAAUGAGAAAUUGCAUAUUUAUAUUAGCAGCUUGGUUACUUAAUUUGUUAAAAGUCCUUCUGAACUCUCUGAUGAAUACCUUCUAGACCUGGUGACUUAAUGCUCUUUAAUUUAUAGAUUUUUUUUCCAGCGCCUUCUCUGUUGACACCUUAGUCUAUGACAUUUCCUUACCUUUAUUUCCUGGAAAGAGUGAGUCUCUGGGAUAGGUAUCUCUGCAAUAUCCUUUGUGGGGAAGACUGAUGCAAAUAAGGCAUUACAUUCUUGACAGUGUCCUUAUAGUCAUUAAUUGCUCCACAACAGUCCAGAGGACCCAACAGUUAUCCCAGGCUUUCUGCUUCUUGCAGAUGGAGCAAAUUUAUUUUGGCUAUUUACUCUUCAAAUUCCCUUUGAACCCUCUUGAUUUUCAUCUUACAUUUUACAAUCCUUUCAACCA